This is a messenger RNA of Ziziphus jujuba (common jujube), 1210 nucleotides long. RefSeq lists its product as uncharacterized. The record is from RefSeq and is a predicted model, not a curated record. Gene Ontology annotation, molecular function: ubiquitin conjugating enzyme binding; cullin family protein binding; ubiquitin-like protein binding. Gene Ontology annotation, biological process: protein neddylation; positive regulation of ubiquitin-protein transferase activity. The coding region runs from base 191 to 874 and encodes 227 amino acids. The transcript has 10 exons. Lineage: Eukaryota; Viridiplantae; Streptophyta; Magnoliopsida; Rosales; Rhamnaceae. Gene Ontology annotation, cellular component: ubiquitin ligase complex.
CCGCCCAGGCCACAGCCCCAUAUACCAUACCCAACAGUACAUAUACGCUCACCACGUCAUCGCUUUCCUUCCCCAUCUCUCUCUCUCUCUCUCUCUCUAUUCUCUUUCUGAAACCUGAGAUUCUCUCUCUAGGAAAUUUUGGUUACAGCUCUCGUUCUACGAGAGCUCGGUCGCUCGUGCCCUGAAGAAGAUGAAGCGGUCUGCCUCCAGAAAAACGGGUCAACCUAAUUCCACUGUUAAUUCUUCGGCGGCCGAUCUUUUUCGUUCCGCCUCCAGUAAAGCAAAUACGAAAGAGUUGGAAAGGAUUGAUAACUUGUUUUAUUCAUAUGCAAAUGGGUCUUCUGGUAUGAUCGAUCCAGAAGGAAUUGAAGCUCUUUGUUCAGACUUGGAAGUGGAUCAUACUGAUGUGAGGAUCUUGAUGCUGGCAUGGAAAAUGAAAGCUGAAAAACAGGGAUACUUUACCCUGGAAGAGUGGCGGAGAGGCCUUAAAGCAUUAAGGGCUGACACGGUAAAUAAAUUAAAGAAGGCACUUCCAGAGCUAGAGAAAGAGGUCAGGAGGCCAUCGAACUUUGUGGAUUUCUAUGCCUUUGGAUUCCGAUAUUGCUUAACAGAGGAGAAACAGAAGAGCAUAGAUAUAGAAAGCAUCUGUCAAUUAUUAAAUAUUGUUCUAGGAUCCAAUUUCCGGUCACAGGUUGACUUUUUUGUUGAGUACUUGAAGACUCAGAAUGAUUACAAGGUCAUAAACAUGGAUCAGUGGAUGGGAUUUUACCGGUUUUGCAAUGAGAUAAGUUUUCCAGGUCUUAGUAAUUAUGAUCCUCAACUCGCUUGGCCUCUGAUCCUGGACAAUUUCGUAGAAUGGAUGCGGGAGAAAUAAUUUUUGGUCAACUUAAUUCUCUGAUGUAGACCAUAUUAUAUCAUAUUGCUGUUGAUCUAUUUGCAGGGCUACAAAACUACAUACAUCAAAUGUCCAAGGAAUCUUCUUCGUCUUCUUCUUCUUCUUUUUUAUAAAUUUUUUGGUGUUUUUGUUCCCUCUUUCCAUCCCAAUAUGAAGUCUUCCUCAAAAUUCUCUCAUCCAUGGAAAUUUCAUCUUUGUGCUCUAAAUAUGUUUGAGAAAGUCUUGAUGCAUACUAUAAUUUAUAUUUCUUGCGGCUUUCAUAAUUUAACACCAUGGAUACUCUCUUGUUAUAUACAAAAUUAUUUGAGCUACCAA